GUAAGAAAGAAGGCGCUGCUGCUUGCUGAAGAGGAAUACAAGAGAAGCGUUGAGGAAUGUCCCAGAAACCCUAUCGUACCUCCUCAAGGAAGAAGAGCCAGUGUUGCCAUGACAGCUGGAGCACUUCCCUCAACUGAUGUACAGCGGAGGACAUCAUGUGCCAGUAGGGGUUCUGUUGAUAUGCCCAGCUCAGUAAAGCUACUUAGACGAACAUCCAGCGCUUCUAGUAAAAUGACGCAGCGUAGUAUCAGUUCAGACAGCGUUGGAAAUGCUAGAAAAGUUAGCGUUAAUGUCCACUCCCGAGGCAGCAUUUCGAGGGUAAACUCAGAAACCAAUCUGCGGAGGAUGUCCUCGACCUCGACCAGCUCCUCCGGGGAACGCCGGCAAUCUAUCGCCUCCCAGGGAGGAAGACGCAUGUCCACAUCCAGCAGACGCUCCUCCUCUGUUUCAAACGGUCGAGGAUCAUCAUCCCGCAGAUCUAGUCUCAUGAGCACGAACAGUGUGGACAGUUCGGGACAAACCAGAGGUCGGCGAGUAAGCGUGUCGAUGAAACAACUCAGAUCUCUUGUCUCAGGCUCGGGAAAAAGAAUGCAAUCUGAAGAAGGAACCAUACAGGUUGAGAGACCGGACUGGGGAAUCAACACGGUCACUAUCCAGGGAAAGGAACCCAUAUCCCUCAGAGAGAAGUUCUCUGAUUGGCCCGAACCCGGCAGAAUGAUCAAAAUGAAGGGCCACGCGGCUAGUGGUGACCAGAACCCAAGCUUACUAGCACCCUCACAACCCCUGGAACCGUACGAUGCGGAACUCAUGCACAGACCUCAACCAGCGGAGGAGGUGCUGAAACUUGAGUUUACCAAACUCGGUCGGGGCAGAGGAACAUUCAAAUCGUAUGACGAGGAGAUAACAGUUCUGACAGAUGAUGUUAAAGUCUGGCUUGUUCACGAGUACAAGAACUACAAGCUCCCUUCCUCGUACAAUCACAUGCUGUACGCGUCUGAAGGAUACGUUGUGAGAUGGGAAUACCAUCUGGAGGUAUUUGACGGGUUUGUGAGGAAACACAAGUGUAAUCGGUGCGCUUACUAUUUCUGGCAGGGUAAAGAGUGUGAAAUAAAUUCUAAAGGAGCGACUGCUCUGAUGACUGUAGAGUUGGACAAAGAGAAGGGUCCCCAGGUCAGAGUGGUUCAGAACAGGGAACCUCCGUCCUUCCUUAACCUUUUUAAUGGUAAACUAGUAGUCCGAACCGACAAACGGCAGAUGUUGGGUCGGGAACCUAACCUGGGACGUAGACAGUUCCCCACCAACACGGAGAUGUACGUGGUUAGGGGCGAGUGUGCUGAGGAGGGACAUCUUCAUCAGAUCCAGCCUAGGAUGGGAUCCCUACGCUCAAGAGGUUGUUUUAUCGUGGUGUCACCUGACCAGGCUGUCUACGUUUGGCUCGGAGCCAAGAGCACGCCUCACCAGCGCGAAAACGCUCAGAAAGCUGGAAACGAAAUCGAGGACAACUACAUCAGUGACAACUUUAGGGUUGUUAUGGUACACGAAUCAAAGGAACCCUCCAGUUUCUUCACCAGUCUUGGUCGACACGAGGACUACAGUCCCCUAGUUGGCUCCAUUGACUCUCACAUCUACACCCCACGUUUAUUCCGGUUUGAUAGUACCAGUGGGAAGUUCGUGGCGGAUGAGAUACUGUGUAAAUACCGUGUACCUGACCGAGACACCCAGUUCCCCUUCAUCCAGGACGAUCUGUACGGAUCAAGUCAGCCUGCCCUCUUCCUGUUAGACGCUAAAUACCAGCUUUGGUUGUGGCAGGGAUGGUUUGAAACUGCGGAGGAUUCCGAGAAAGUAACUGGGUCCGCUCGACAGACGUUCGCACGCAACAAGAAGGUUGCUAUGGAAACUGUUAACAACUAUGUCGAUGAGAUGAUGCUGGCAGAAAACCCCAAAGUGUUCCCGAUUGAAGCUGGUUACGAACCCGUUGAUUUUAUCUCACUUUUCCCGUUCUGGUCGGAAAGAGAGGACGUGAAACGUUACGGCAACAAGGCAAUUGUUGAAAAGGGUGCGGGUGGUCGCCGAACAUCUAUUAACACAGCCUACAAGAUGUUAACACGAACAGAAUACACGUUGGAGGAGCUCAGGGAACCGAAGCCAGAGGGAGUAGAUCCCUCAAGACUGGAGGACUAUUUGUCAGAGGAGGAAUUUAUGAAAGUGUUCGAAAUGCACAGAGAAGAAUUCAAGCUCAUCGCUAAAUGGAAGCAAGUGGUUAUGAAACAGCGCAAGUUACUCUACUGA
Molecule: messenger RNA, 2289 nt
Organism: Bolinopsis microptera
Lineage: Eukaryota; Metazoa; Ctenophora; Tentaculata; Lobata; Bolinopsidae
Product: supervillin-like
Biological process (GO): actin polymerization or depolymerization; actin filament severing; cytoskeleton organization
Cellular component (GO): cytoplasm; actin cytoskeleton
Molecular function (GO): actin filament binding; phosphatidylinositol-4,5-bisphosphate binding
Source: RefSeq, a predicted model, not a curated record